AUAUCAAAUAGUCCCCAAGUUAGAAACGCCUCCACACUACACAACACUGUCAACGCCUGGAAGUAAAAGCAAGUAACCAGACAGCUACAGAUACAGAUCGAGAGAAAAUGCAGCCGUCACUCUCAUAUCACCAUGGAAUUACAGGCUUCAGAUUCCAACCAAACCCCAUUUCACUUCUAUUCUCUCACCACACCAGCACAUCUCCUUCCUCCUCUCCUUCUAGUCAACGCGCUCUAAGAUCCCAUUGCAACUCGCUACCGCAAUUUCCCAGCAAACCCACAUGGCAUCUACCCUCGAAUCCCUUUCCACCCAUACCAACUGCCAAGAACGAACGUUUAUCACUAGCUCCGCUCCACUGUGGCAUUUCGUCGAACAGCUCCAAUGCAAAUGCUACCAGGAGUUUCAGGGAUUGGGUUGAACUGGUUGGCGAGUAUGUGUCGACUGCAUUUCCGAUAUGGGUUGCUUUGGGGUGCCUGCUGGGGCUCGUCAAACCGAGUUCCUUCAAUUGGGUCACACCCAACUGUACCAUCUUAGGUAUAACGCUGACCAUGCUCGGCAUGGGCAUGACCCUCACUUUCGACGACCUUCGUGGCGCGUUGUCUAUGCCCAAGGAGUUGCUUGCUGGCUUCCUUCUUCAGUACUCGGUGAUGCCGUUAUCAGGAUAUUUUGUGAGCAAGCUUUUGAAUUUGCCAUCGUAUUAUGCAGCUGGUUUAAUAUUGGUUGGUUGCUGCCCUGGUGGAACAGCGAGUAACAUUGUAACUUAUAUUGCACGUGGAAACGUGGCACUUUCAGUUUUAAUGACAGCAGCAAGCACUUUAUCAGCUGUGAUCAUGACCCCCUUUCUCACAGCUAAACUUGCCGGUCAAUAUGUUGCAGUGGAUGCUGCUGGGCUUCUAUUCUCAACACUGCAGGUUGUGCUUCUCCCUGUUUUGGCCGGUGCAUUUCUGAAUCAGUAUUUCCAAGGCCUGGUUAAAUUUGUAUCCCCUUUGAUGCCACCCAUUGCUGUGGCAACUGUAGCUGUUCUUUGUGGGAAUGCAAUUGCCCAGAGUUCUUCUGCAAUCCUUACGUCUGGUAAACAAGUGGUGCUAGCUGCCGCUCUUCUUCAUGCAAGUGGAUUUUUCUUCGGUUACAUCCUUUCAAGGAUGCUUGGGAUUGAUGUCGCAUCAUCAAGGACUAUCUCCAUCGAGGUUGGCAUGCAGAAUUCGGUGCUUGGAGUUGUUCUAGCCAGUCAGCACUUCGGAAACCCUCUAACUGCGGUACCAUGUGCUGUUUCCAGCGUUUGUCAUUCAAUCUUGGGUAGUGUCUUGGCAGGAUUCUGGAGACAGACUGUGCCAACCCAAAAACAAGAUUGAAAUGUCAUGUAGAAGGUUUAGACAAGCAGCACAAACAUAAAUCCUUCUGUUAUCAUAUCAGCUGCUAGUUGUCGGAAUUUCUUUGCGUAUUAGCUAAUGGAACGGUUGGAUUUGCAAUUUCUGCUAUGUUGUAUUUACUUUGCCUUUCAAUGUGAAUCCUUUUGAUUUUCUACUUGUGGAUUUUAACUUCA
Molecule: messenger RNA, 1543 nt
Organism: Pyrus x bretschneideri (Chinese white pear)
Lineage: Eukaryota; Viridiplantae; Streptophyta; Magnoliopsida; Rosales; Rosaceae
Product: probable sodium/metabolite cotransporter BASS1, chloroplastic
Exons: 7
Coding region: 108-1352 (414 amino acids)
Cellular component (GO): membrane
Source: RefSeq, a predicted model, not a curated record